This is a messenger RNA of Clonostachys solani, 5124 nucleotides long. The record is from the annotation of a GenBank genome assembly. Lineage: Eukaryota; Fungi; Ascomycota; Sordariomycetes; Hypocreales; Bionectriaceae.
AUGGCCAGCAAAAAGGAGGCGAGAGAGAUGGUCGAGAAAAACACCAGCCGAUACGGCUAUCUCUCUGACGAUAUUCUUAGCCAACUUGAUACAGAAAGUCGUCGCAAGCUUGAACGGAACUGGGCAAUUUUGGAGUCAGUGGCAGGGCAUUCCGUCCAGACUCUUGCCAAGCACAUAUAUGGAAGUGGUGCUCGAUUUGUAUUUGAGCUGCUCCAGAACGCCGAUGACAACUCUUUCGAACAGGCUACGAGGAACGGGGAUACCCCGUCCAUAUCCUUCAAGGUUCACCCAGAUCGUAUCAUUGUUGAAUGCAACGAGGAUGGGUUCAAUGAAAGGGAUCUAGGCGCAAUUUGCUCUGUUGGGCAAAGUUCCAAAGCUGGAUCUUAUGGCUACAUCGGCGCUAAAGGCAUCGGUUUCAAGUCGGUUUUUAUUGCCGCCUGGAAGGUUUACAUACAAUCGCGACACUUCUCUUUCUACUUUCGCCAUGAGAAAGGAGAUUCAGGUCUGGGCAUGAUAAGGCCUAUUUGGAAAGAGCCAGAGGAGGAUGGUCCUCUUCCAUUCACCCGCAUGACUCUCUACAUUCACGAGAAAAGGGAGGCUGGGGAGCUUCAGCAUCUGAAGGCAAUCAUUUUCAAGCAAUUCGAGGAUUUGCAAAAGACUUGCCUGCUAUUCUUGAAGAAGAUUAAGAAUAUCAGCGUGUCAUUUUACAACGAUGAUGGCAGUCUUAAAGACUCCAAGAGCUUCAAGGCCGCGGAUGCUGGUACAAACAGAGUUUCUCUGGAGACUAUAUCUAUAACCCAGGGGCAACAGAUGAGAGAGCUGCGAUAUUAUCAUAUCACGAAGCAUACAGCAACAAACAUUGCCAGAAGCGACAACCGAGAUCCUCCCAAUACGGAGGAGGCCCGACGAAUAUCCGCCACUGCUGAGGUCGUCCUGGCAUUUCCGCUCACCGACAAAUCUGAACCGUUACUAGAGAAGCAAGAGCUAUUUGCCUUUCUUCCCAUUAGGGAGUCUGAAUACAAGUUCAUCAUUCAGUCCGAUUUCGAUACCAGCGCCAAUCGUCAGGACAUUCUCACAUCAUCGAGGAGGAACUUGAGCCUCCAAGAUGGAAUUGCUUCUGCUUUUGUGAAAGCCAUUCUACAGUUCUUCCACGACCCCACUUUAUGCUAUCAAUGGCCGCGAUUUCUACCAUCAACGGAAAAUAGCAGUAAUAGCUUUUGGUCAAGUCUCAACGAGAAGAUCAAACAUCGGAUCUUAAACACCCCUGUCAUGCGGUCACGACAUCAAAUGCAGGGUCGUCUCAUAACUAAGGUUUAUAAACUUCGUAGUAAGUUUAGCGACGUAAAUGGCGACUGUUUGUACGACGAUAGCACUGAGGAUCCAUAUAUAUCAAAAAUGUACAAACAGAACGAUAUAUCAAUACUCUGUAAAUACGGAUUGAGUGUGGAUAACAUUACAAUGGCUCUCAGGUUGCUCAAGUGCGAUCUCUAUUCAUCAAACUCCAGAAUGAAAGAUUUUUCUAGGAGCCAGUUGUGGCAUUCAAGUGCUGCCAUUCCACUGGCAAACUGGGCCAAAGACCAGAAUUCAGACCAGAACUCCAAGAGGAUUGCUGAAAUGAUAAGAGCACUACCUCUUAUUCCAUUGCAGGAUGGCGACUGGAUUUCUAUUAUUUUCGGCCCGGUGUAUUUACCUACAACUCAGUCCAUUCCAAUACCGCUGGAUUUGGGCCUCUGGCUACUUGAUCCAAGAGCUCUUGUUAACCCGGACCGCGAGAAGCUUUUCAAGCACAUUGGCGUUGUUGAGGCACAAGUUGACCAGAUUAAAAACUCGAUUCAAGAGUUCUAUAACAAACCGGGACAAACGAUCACGCUGGAAGGGUCUAUCUCCCACCUCCACUACUUGUACCUCACCCAUAAUCAUGGCAACAGGCGCUUAAAAGUUGACAACCUUCUCAUUUAUGUAGAAGGCAGACAGCUCAAAGACCCAAGGAGAGAGUAUGUUUAUAUUGCAAAUGACCAUCCUUGCGGACCGAAGUUGCUAUUGGAGCCAACAGAAACUGCGCCGGGCUACGCCGUUGAUUAUCUACAUUCUUCUUAUCUCGGAAACCCCCCAGCGAAUGAGUUAAGUCUGUUUUCGUGGGAAGAUUGGCUAUAUACCUUCGUAAAUAUCUCAAAGCGUCUGCCAGUUACUGUCCCUCGAUUGGACAAACUGUCUAGUCCGUUCGAGUAUAUUGCUAGGUAUCGCCCAGACAAAUUCCUUGAUGCUCUAGAGUUUCUUUGGAAGAAUGAAAGUUCCAAAGUGAAAGGAAACAAAAAAAUUCAAGAACUAAUCCAGGGCCUGUGGACCUACGAACAUUGCGAGGCUGGGCCAAGUUCACGUCCUCUCCGAGUGAUUGUUCAGCCCUGGCUUCCAGUCCCAUAUCUGAAGAAGUAUGUCGCCAAGUAUACUGAUGGUAGAGUAUUUUUCCCGUUUCUUCGGAUCGACGGCUUUGAGACCAAGGACGUUGAAGGAAAGUGGGCGUUUCUCCACAGAGACUUCAACGUUGGUAAAAACGAUGACCUCAAGUUCUACCUUGAGGUCUUGUUUCGCUUGGCAAGACUAGAAAGUUCAACAGAGAUGGUCGGCGGUAUAUUUGAAAUUUAUCAGACAAUUGAAGCGAAAAUUACGAUUGCGGACAACCGAGCAAUGGCAUUAGCAGAAGUGAGGAGUUUCAUGUUCAACAAAUCUCUCAUACUAUCACCAAAUUAUCACACUGCAUCUGGUGAAUUUGUCGAUGGGGAAUUUGUGGGUGAUGGCGACGACAUCCGGUGGGAAGGCCCCGCAGACAUGGAGUACAUGUACGCUGUCGCCCAGCGGUAUAGGCAAUUCCUAGAUGUUGGUCAGAUGCAAAAACUGACUAUGUUUUUCCACGAUACUCUGGGUAUUCAAGACGUCACAUGGGAGGACAUUGUCAAGGAGCUUGAAUGGGUAAGAGAUAUAAGUAUACGUGACAACGGUGGGGAGCAGGUCGAAGGGCUCUAUCAAUUCCUGGCCCGUUCUAAUGCACCAAAGGCCGAAAUGAAGAGGAUUUUUAUCGAGAAUCGACUUAUCUAUGUCACCAGACACGGAGUUGCUGAUUGGUACAGGUCGUCUGACUGUUUGUGGUCAAGCACAUCGGAGAUACGUGGAAAGGUCACACUAAAUGACGACUACGACAGCCUGGAGACGUUUUUCACGGGGACUUUGGGUGUCCAAUCUCUCACACUUCAGAUGAUAUACGAUGAGCUUCGGCAUGCCGACGGCCAGAAAUCCAUCGAUGACAUCAAAAACGGCAUUUGGUCACUCAAUGCGCUCCUACAGACCGACCGAACGCACAUUGACCCAAUUCCGUUACUGAGGGAGAACAUUUUCCCCGUCAAAUACCCUGAUGGGAGCUCAGCUCUAGGGAACAUCGACACAGUAUUUGCUGUUGGUGAUGAUCGGCAGCUCUGUUCUCGCUUAGAAAUUUAUAUCAACCUGCUUGAUUACGGCUUUGAAGAGGUUCGACGACUCAAGCCCUUUAUUUCCUGGGCGAAAUUAGACGAAAGGUAUCUUUCUCAAUCUGUCAGGGAGUUUACGAGAGUUUCUUCCUCGGCAAGGAGGCGACCUAUCACGGAAGACAAGUAUGAUAUUAGUCGCAAAGCGUACGCGAUUCUCCGUAUCGCCAAAACUUUUCAGAGUCCCAAGUAUGACAAAGAUGACCCCGAGUCUCUCUAUAAAGUCCUCCGCGAGGCCGAGGUCAUCGAAUCUGACGCUAUCUCUUCUGUUAUCUCAAUAUCUCAAGGUGGAAAAUCGAUUGACCUUGAGGAGACUGCAGGAUUGGGGCAUAUUGAUGAUUCACAGAAGAAACUCAAAAUUUAUGUACCGCUAAACAGGAAGCAGCGAAACCUCUCCUACAGUUCCGUCCUACCGAACAAGUUGGCUGGUUGGCUCAUGAGGGAGUGGGAUUCAAACAUAUCGGACAGGGAAGACAAAGAUGGGAUCCACAUUCUCAGAACGAUCUUAUCCUGCGAUUUGGCUAUUGUUGACGACAUCCUAAAUCAUAAUAGCGUCUUUGAGGUGGGGAUAGAUAACCGAGACCCUCAAUAUGACCAAGAAAGCGACAGCGACGACAACGCUCUCGAUGAAGAGGAUUCGGAACCCUCUUCAAUUCAAUUGACACCGUCGAGAUCCUCCAGGACAGACACGACUGACUUAUAUGGCGCAACUCCCGUCAGAGAGGGUGCUCUCUCUCCUAGGGCUCACCUCCGUGGCCCUUCCGAGCCUCAAACAACAAGUGAUGGUGAUAAUCAGAUUACUGUCGGGAGCAUCCAGGCAAUUUUCCGUGAACAAGCCCAGAAUUCGCGUGCGCUCGUUUGGAACCAGGACCAACCAAGUCCGCAAGGGGCGUCACAGGUCCGAGACGUUGGAUACUUGAGGCUGCUUAAUCGUGUCAUAGCAGCGUCUCGAAGUGCUGUUUUCCCCUCUGUUGGAGCCUUUGACAUGACGGGGCUGAUUAAUGAGCUGCCUAAUGUUGGAAACAUAUACGAAUCAUUUGAUGGCUUGGACGUGGCUACAAGAUUCCGGUCGACCAGCCAACUUGAGAGAGACAAGAUGGUCGGAGCCGCCGGAGAGCUCUACGUGUUUGAACUGCUCUCCGCUCUUCAGCUCCCGGGGUGGAGUCGUGGCAACUGGCAGAGUACCAUCCGAAAGUAUGUCACUGAGCAUCCAGACUACCGUGAUAUGGAACCAUGGUAUCAGCGAGAAACGGCCGAUAUUGUAUACCCGGACGUGCAAGGAGAGUUCACUACCCUAUUAAUUGACAACGGUUAUCUUGGGGAGGCAUGGCGAGCCGCUCGUCCCAAGUACCUCCUUGAGGUCAAGACUAGCACCGGGCCGCUUGCCACUCCUUUUUACAUGAGUAAGAACCAAUACCGACUUAUGCAAAAUACUCAUAGCAUCGGAGAUCGUUCUAAGGUUUACAUGAUUCUCCGUGUCUUCUGGCUUGAUAGCAAUAACAUUGGGAUGAGAGUGUACCUGGACCCUGAACAGAUGAGACAAGAAGGGGGCUUGAUUUUCACUGGGGAAACUUGGUCCAUUAUUCCAGGCGUUCGUGAUGGCAAUUGA